Astyanax mexicanus (Mexican tetra) is the source of this 2671-nucleotide messenger RNA. RefSeq names its product zinc finger protein-like 1 (gene zfpl1). Gene Ontology annotation, cellular component: Golgi apparatus. The coding region runs from base 171 to 1151 and encodes 326 amino acids. Lineage: Eukaryota; Metazoa; Chordata; Actinopteri; Characiformes; Acestrorhamphidae. The record is from RefSeq and is a predicted model, not a curated record. The transcript has 8 exons.
AUUACUCUGCGACUGUAGCGGAAGAGACGUGGCAGAAAAAUGCUUCCCGAUAAAUGCAUCACAAAUAUGAGUUAGAUUAGCUGGACCAGGACAUUUUUCACAGUUCUGAGCUUCAGUUUAAAGACACGGAGCUUGACUGAACCCGCGCUGUCUCGUUCGACAGGCAGACCAUGGGUCUGUGUAAGUGCCCGAAGAGGAAGGUUACAAACCUCUUCUGCUUUGAACAUCGGGUCAAUGUUUGUGAGCACUGCCUUGUAUCCAAUCACAGUAAGUGUAUAGUACAAUCCUACCUGCAGUGGCUCCAGGACAGCGAUUACAAUCCCAACUGCAGUUUGUGUAAUCAACCUCUUAUUUCCCAGGACACUGUGAGGUUGGUGUGCUAUGAUCUAUUCCACUGGUCAUGUCUGAAUGACCUGGCCUCACGCCUGCCCCUGUACACAGCACCAGCAGGUUACCAGUGCCCAACAUGCCAGGGGCCAGUCUUCCCUCCCUCGAACCUGGCCAGUCCUGUGGCUGAUGUUUUGAGAGGGCAACUCUCCACGGUUAACUGGGCCAGAGCAGGACUAGGCCUUCCACUGGUUGAAGACAAACAAGAGGCUGAGGAGAACACAUCCCAUGAUGUCACUGAUUAUACAGACUGGACCUUUGAUACCCCUGCUGUGGAGUCCGCUGUUGCCUCUUCCCUCUCGUACAGCCCAGAGCCAACGAUCAGUCCCACACCUCCCCAUCAGGACAUGGGCCACAGCCAUGGAGUACACAAUAACGGAGGAGUGGGCGUACAAGACUCUGUCAUCAACAUGAUCACAGCUACUUCACCUGACACCAUUACUAUCAGCAAAGCUUCUUCACCAAGGAAGGUGUAUGACACACGAGAAUCGAGCCACUCUUCAGUUACCCAAAUCGACUUUGACGAUGAUAAAUACCGCCGGCGGCCCGCCCUCAGCUGGUUUGCACAGAUACUGAAGAACCGCUUGGGCACUAAAAGAAAAGGCCUAACGACAAAGCAGAGAAUUCUCAUGCUGUUCCUGAUUGGAAUGAUUGGCUUCUUCACCCUCAUCAUCAUAAUGGCCAAGCUGGGCCGGGCUUCAGCCGAUGACGACCCCAACCUGGACCCCAUGAUGAACCCUAACAUUAGGGUGGGCAACAUGUGAGGAGUGAGAGGACUCCUCUGCUUCUGGAGCGGUGGUGUGAUGUCUCACCCCCCGAUCCAGCUUGAGUAGAAUAAACUGGAAGCAGGAACGGCACUGCAGAGUGCUGCAGGGACCAGCAAGUCGACGCCUUCUGCGUGGCAUUUCGUGGGAAUGAGAAUGAUUAUGGUGAUGACCCAGAACGUUUUCUGACUGGGGGUCUGGAAGAAGGACCUCCGUUCUGCCUAUUCUUAGUGUGGCUGCCAGCAGAGGCAGCAGAGUUUCACUGUACCAAUGUAUCUGCUUCUGCCCUCUUCUAUGAGAUUACGUAGAAAUUCACACACCCUUGAAGGCACAAGAGUGUGUUCAGUGUUUUAUUAAUAGACCACCGGCAGUUCUUCAGGCAUUCGUGUGUACUAAAAUGCAGUUAUCGAUUGGGUAUGUGUACAUGGUGGUGGGGACGCAUCUCUUUCUCAAAGCAAUAUGAUCAGUCAGGACUCCCUCUCUCUAAAACAGGAAAUUAGGAUUUAACUGUUUAAAAAAAAUCAGUAUAUAACUUUUAUUAUCGGAUCAGUUACCAAGCAUGCUUUUCUGCAGCUCCAAAAAUAUGAUUUGGACAUGCAUAUAAAUUUCCAGUCUGUAGGUAGGAAAAGUAGUGCUGUGCCACUAAAUAGCUAAGCAUUUUGUUUAAGCACCUUUUCUGUAUAUUCUGAAUAGGGGUGGGCAAUAGGGUGAAAAAUAUUGUAUCACAAUAUUUUAAAGACCUUUUCCCAUGCUGAAAUAUUUAUUACAACCUUUUGACACACUUACAAAACACAUCAGCUUAGCAGCAAAUUGUUCAAAACGUUAUACUUAAGUCAGAUUAUUAUUAUUGUUUUUAGUUGUUCAGUGUUCUUUAUGCACUGACAAUAUUCAUAAUAUGCUCCAAAACGUUCAGUAUACAGACACCUGCUCAUUGAAGGUUCUUUUCUUUAAGGUAAUUAAAUAUAGUUUAUUCUGCUUUUGUUGGAGUAACUGUCUCUACUAUUCAAGGAAGGCUUUCUACCAGAUUUUGGAUUAUUGCUGUGAAAAUUUGAUUGCAUUCAGUGAUUACUUCAUCAGAACUACAGUUCAUCAGAAUGUGUAAUAUUUUACAUUAAAUAUUAACAUUUCUUAUCAGGAUUGCAAAAUGUAUUACAGUCUCACAAUCCAAAUAGGAUUAAAUAUAACCCACAGAGCUGUGCUGGAACUUAUAAAUCCCCAAAUAACUGUUUUCUUUUGGUUUUGUUGAUUGUUUGAAAACUAAUAUAUUGGAAUCACUUCUGGCUGUGUUAACACUACACUCUCGUCUGAACUUUCUCCCCUCAGUCUGGUUUCCAUAUUUCUGCCUCUACUCUUCUUUACUUUUUAAAGAUCUACAACUACAAUGGGAGAUGCUGUACAGUUUGGACUUGUUGUCGGAGCUCUGCUGAAAGAGAGAUGUGUGAUAGUACAGAACUGAACUGAAUAAAAGGAUUUCACUUUUCACAUCAAUCUUACUAUUAAAUUAUGAACUUUAAAAAAUA